Molecule: messenger RNA, 1161 nt
Organism: Prosopis cineraria
Lineage: Eukaryota; Viridiplantae; Streptophyta; Magnoliopsida; Fabales; Fabaceae
Exons: 7
Coding region: 98-1126 (342 amino acids)
Biological process (GO): proteolysis
Molecular function (GO): cysteine-type peptidase activity
Source: RefSeq, a predicted model, not a curated record
CACAAUCCAUAACCUUCCCCUCCCGCCCGAUUGCAUUAGGGUUUCCUUGCUUGUUGCAAUCGACCCCAAGUAUCCAUUACCUUAUCCUACCGAUGAGAUGCAGACGGUAGGAGAUGCGUUGGGGAGCUUCGUUGCAUGGCCCAGCCACCUUGUUAUGGUUGGUACACCAAAGCCGACAAAGGACCCAAAGCCGCCAAAGGACCCCUUGCCACCAAAGAAAAAGCCAAGGGGGAAAAGCAAAUUGAAGGAUAAGGUGUCGGGCCAUACUCAAGAGUCAGUCACGGUUUCACAACAUGCAGUGCCUAUGCCUGUUGUAGAAAACAAAUUCCGUGACUCUCUUGAGACCUAUGCUUCGGCUACGAGGAUGAUUCGUCAAGAGCCGAUAGGGGAUAUCAUUAAUUUUGACGAUGGGCUAUUUGGUAGAGCAUCAUUUGAAGUCGUUCGGGAUGAAAUUUUGAAUGAAAUCCUCAAGCACGAUAUGGCGAGCACUAGUUUGAUGACUUUCUACAUGAGUCACCUUUAUACCUCAUUCGUGGUUCCUGGUGGCCUCGAGUCAAAGAUCAAGCUGGUUAAUCCUCAUGAUGUCUCUCCCCACAAUAAUAUUACAAAGGAAGCCCUUGAAAAUCAAGCAAGAAUGCUUUCGGAUCAAUUUCGAGAAAGGGGAGCAGCGAAGGAUACUUUAUUUCUCGCUCCUUACUGCCAAGGGGGACACUGGAUGCUUAUUGUGGUUAAUCCCGUUGCUCCAAAAAUAUGGUAUCUCGAUCCCCUUAAUGGAGAGCCAAGCAACAGGGAAGAUAUGGUGGUACUUUUUAAUGAAGCUGUGGUGUUGUAUCGCACUGCGACCGACAUGACUGUGUCCCCUAAGAUGAGGGCAUUCGAAUCUUCAGAGAAAUGGGUCACUGUUAAGUGUCCAUUCCAGCCAGAUCAGAGCAAUGACUGUGGUUAUUGCUUGAUGAAGUUCAUGAAGGACAUUAUCACUCAUGCCCCUACCACAUUAUCUAACAAGUACUUCGAGGACGUCUAUUGCGUUCGUUAUACGACUGCACAUGUAGAAGAGGUCCUUGAAGAGGUGGCCCAAUGUGUUUUCAAUAUGUGGGUAGCAACAGUAGUUAGGCCGGUACAAUAGUUAGUUACAUUUAUAUACACAUUUUUGGGCCAAUU